Molecule: messenger RNA, 957 nt
Organism: Emiliania huxleyi CCMP1516
Lineage: Eukaryota; Haptophyta; Isochrysidales; Noelaerhabdaceae
Exons: 3
Molecular function (GO): protein binding
Source: RefSeq, a predicted model, not a curated record
AUCCGGCGGGUGGAGGUGGCGACUGGCGCGGUGACCACGCUCGCGGGCAGUGGCGAGUUUUGCGACACGGACGGCGUGGGCGACGCGGCGGAGUUCUGCGGCCCACGUGGCAUCGCCAUCAGCCCAGACGGCGGCGCGCUGUUUGUGGCGGACUUCAGCAACCGCAAGAUCCGGCGGGUGGAGGUGGCGACGGGAGAGGUGACGACGAUCGCGGGCAGUGGCACAGAGGGCAGCGCUGACGGCGGGGGCGACGCGGCGGGGUUCGACUGCCUAGAAGAAGUCGCCAUCAGCGCCGACGGCAGCACGCUGUUGGUCAGUUCGGACGGUGGCCUCCGCCAGGUCUGCGUGGCGGCGCCUCCUCCGCCUCCCUCCUUUGCCCCGAUCGUCGUUCCGCCCUCCACCAUCCUGGCUGACCUCGCAAAGACGCGGGGCGACGCCACCCUCCCAGAGGGGAAAGUCACCUUCCUGCAAGUGCGUCCUCUGCGCCCGGUCUUCCUGACCAUGUUUGGCAUCGGCAUGAAGGAGCGCGACGCCGCCGAGGUCACGGUGUCCCACACCGACCUCGCCAGCUUCACCGCCCUCGUCGACUACCUCCUCACCGACCAGUUCGACCUCGGCGAGGAGGAGGGCAGGGCGCAGCGCGCGCUCGACCUGCGUGAGCUGGCGCAGAUGUACCAGGUGCCGCGCCUCGAGCUGCUAUGCGCGCAGGCGCUGCAGGAGAGCGUCGCGCCGGCGACAGCCGUGCCGCUGCUCGAGGCGGCGCACACGAUGGGCGACGGGCGGCUCCUCGCGCAGUGCCGCCGCUUCGUGGCCGACCACGCCGCCGAGGUGCGGGCGAGCGGCGGCGUGGAGCAGCUGCGCGACUUUGGCGUGGCCAAGGGGCUGCUCGGCGACGCGCUCGACCAGGUGGCGGAGCUGAAGGGCGCGAUGCGCGCGCUCCGCGUCGCGGAGAGCUAA